This is a messenger RNA of Rhododendron vialii, 2935 nucleotides long. Its product is annotated as subtilisin-like protease SBT4.14. Bases 274 to 2523 code for a protein of 749 amino acids. Lineage: Eukaryota; Viridiplantae; Streptophyta; Magnoliopsida; Ericales; Ericaceae. The transcript is spliced from 11 exons. The record is from RefSeq and is a predicted model, not a curated record. Gene Ontology annotation, molecular function: serine-type endopeptidase activity. Gene Ontology annotation, biological process: proteolysis.
CAAAGUUUCCCUCUUCCUCCAAAGAGAAGUAAAAGUAGUCGUGAGCCAUACUUAUCUUUAGCCCAAGAGUACAAAACAACCAAAAUUGUGUGGAUAUUUGAUAUAUCUUCACAGCUAAGAAGCUAAACCUGUUUUUGUGCUAAAGAUAUCCUUCUUGUUCCUUCUAAUUCAGUGUUUGGUGGGGUUCUUGCUAUUUAUAGAAAAGGAGUAUAAGCAGCAGAUGGAUAGCUCAAUUCAACAAAUGUAAACCCGAACCUUUCGUACUGCAAAAAAAUGUCGCGAAGAGAGCCAUACGUCCUUUCUCUUAUAUUUUUUUCUCAUCUUUUCCUUACACUGAUCAGUCUUGUCGCUGUAAACGGAGACACUCAGAAGGUUUCGGAAUUCUACAUUGCUUUCUUGAGGGAUCAACCGGAUGAGGUAGAAUCUGUAUUCCAAUCGCAUAUUAAUCUCCUCUCAACUUUGAAGGGAAGUGAUCUUGAUGCCGAGGAGUCACUUGUCUAUAGCUACAACAGAAGCUUCAAUGCGUUUGCAGCAAAGCUGGAUGAAGAUGAAGCCAACGAGUUAUCGAGCAUGGACGGUGUGCUUUCGGUUUACCCUAACCGGUAUCACAAGCUGCACACCACAAAGUCUUGGGAAUUCAUUGGGUUACCUCAGACGGCACGAAGAAACGUAAAAAGGGAGAGCAACAUCAUUGUGGGGCUAUUAGACACAGGGAUAACUCCAGAGUCUGAGAGCUUUGCAGACAAUGGAUUAGGACCUCCACCUGCUAAAUGGAAAGGAACCUGCGGCCACUUUGCCAAUUUCUCAGGAUGCAACAAGAAGCUCAUAGGAGCCAGAUACUUCAAACUGGAUGGCAAUUUAGACCCAAAUGACAUACUAUCACCCACAGAUGUGGAUGGCCAUGGGACGCACACAUCCUCAACCCUAGCUGGAAAUCUAGUCCCAAAUGCAAACCUCUACGGGCUAGCAACAGGGACUGCCCGUGGGGCAGUGCCUUCUGCCAGGGUAGCCAUGUACAAGGUGUGCUGGGCCAGCUCUGGUUGCUCGGACAUGGACAUUCUGGCUGCCUUCGAUGCUGCUAUUCACGAUGGUGUCGAUGUGAUCUCCAUAUCCAUCGGUGGGGUCUCCGGUGACUAUGUCACGGACUCCAUAGCGAUCGCGUCGUUUCACGCCAUGAAGAAUGGGAUCAUCACUGUUGCAUCUGCUGGAAACGACGGACCCCGUGCGGGUACGGUGUCGAAUAACGCGCCGUGGAUGUUUACUGUUGCUGCUAGUGGCAUUGAUAGGGAGUUUAGGAGCAAAGUUGUGUUGGGAAGUGGCAAAACCAUAUCUGGGAUCGGGGUGAGCCUAUUUGACCCAAAGCAAAAGCCGUACCCUCUAGUCAGUGGGGAUGGGGUGGCCAAAAAUUCUGAAAGCAUGGACAAUGCAAGGUUCUGUUUUCAAGAGUCGAUGGAUCCUCGCAAGGUGAAGGGAAAACUUGUGCUCUGCAAGCUAGGAAUUUGGGGUGCUGAUUCUGUUGUGAAAGGGUUUGGUGGUGUUGGCGCCAUCAUUGAAAGUGAACAAUUUCUGGAUGCUGCCCAAAUUUAUAUGGCACCAGCAACCAUGGUGAAUACUGCUGUAGGCGAAACUGUCAGCGAAUACAUCAACUCCUCAAGAUCACCAUCGGCAAUGAUAUACAAGUCCCAGGAAGUUCAAAUCAAAGCCCCAUUCGUUGCUUCAUUUUCGUCUCGUGGUCCAAAUCCAAGAUCUGAACACCUACUCAAGCCUGACAUUGCAGCUCCAGGCAUAGACAUUUUAGCAUCAUAUACUCCUAUAAAGUCUCUUACCGGGUUGAAAGGCGAUACCAUGCAUUCCAAAUUUACACUCAUGUCUGGGACUUCUAUGGCAUGCCCUCACGUUGCUGGGGUCGCGGCCUAUGUCAAAUCAUUCCGGCCAAAUUGGUCUCCCGCAGCAAUAAAAUCAGCCAUAAUGAUCACCGCAACACCUAUGAGCUCAAGGGUGAACAAAGAGGCAGAAUUCGCCUACGGUGCUGGUCAAGUGAACCCAACCAAGGCACUGAGCCCAGGCCUAGUCUACGACAUGGACGAGAUGUCCUACAUCCAAUUCCUAUGCCACGAGGGCUACCCCGGAUCGUCCAUAGCAGUUCUAGCCGGCUCAAAAUUCAUAAAUUGCUCAGCUCUGCUUCCCGGAGUUGGCAGCGACGCUAUCAACUAUCCAACCAUGCAACUUACCUUAAAGAGUGAUCAACAGCCAACCGUAGGUGUUUUCAGACGGAUAGUCACUAAUGUUGGCCCUUCCCAGUCCAUCUACAAUGCCACCAUUAGAGCUCCCCAAGGAGUUGAAAUUACAGUUAAGCCCAUGAGUCUCUCGUUCUCUCGUGCCUUGGAAAAGAGGAGCUUCAUGGUUGAGGUGAAGGCUAAGACAAUAAAGGGCAUGGAAAUGAGAUCAGGUUCACUUAUAUGGAGAAGCUCAAGGCACAUUGUGAGGAGCCCUAUUGUUGUUCAUGAUAGUCCAGAAGAUUAGUAGGCCAGAUCAAAAUAUUAGUGAAAGAAAGUGAAGGAACAAUAAGUAUGUAUGUUUGUAUACACAUCAGUACACAGGUACAAAUUGUGUAGCAAUUUGGUUACACAAUUUGGAGAUGCUGUCAAUUACUCAGAGACUACCGUAACGAUAUUAGCUACGGAACCAGGUUGUAAUGUGGGGGUGUCAUGGCGUGAAAUUAUUUUAUGCUCUUGGAGUAAUGUGGAGCUCACAGAAGUAUGCAGUGUUGAGCCCCUGUGGAGCAAUGCUCCUGGAGCAUGGAAUAAUCACUCUGCCAGGACAGGUCCCCACCUUUGUGUAGCACCAUUGAUGCAGUAUUUUGUAGUGGCAUAUCUCACUGUGAAAGUAUGUAUUUAGCACCCUUGAUUUCCAAAAAAAUCUUCCAAGACCAUAA